This is a messenger RNA of Dothidotthia symphoricarpi CBS 119687, 770 nucleotides long. RefSeq lists its product as uncharacterized. Gene Ontology annotation, biological process: telomere capping. Gene Ontology annotation, cellular component: CST complex. Gene Ontology annotation, molecular function: single-stranded telomeric DNA binding. Bases 1 to 366 code for a protein of 121 amino acids. The transcript has 2 exons. The record is from RefSeq and is a predicted model, not a curated record. NCBI's taxonomy places the organism in Eukaryota, Fungi, Ascomycota, Dothideomycetes, Pleosporales, Dothidotthiaceae.
AUGUCUGGCCCUGUUCCGUCGAGUCUCGUGCUGCUAAGCGACCUGAGGAAAUGCGCGCCAGGCACAAAAGUUCGCUUUCUCGGCUGCAUCGAUGAAUACGUCGUCACGACUGGGACUUUGCGCUUAAAACACAACUAUCCGCCUGCUAGUCAGCCGACUGUCGCCAAUGUCGAUAUUGAGCAUGUGCUCGAGCGGAUAAAACCUCACGAGAUGGACGUUGGCACCUGGAUCAACAUCAUCGGCUACGUCGAGCGACCAAAGGAAAAGAAGGGUGUUUUCGUGCAAGCUAUUGCCGUUUGGGAUGCUGGAAACGUUGACUUGGAAUUGUAUCAGAAGGCUGUUGAUAAAAGGCAUGAGGUUGGUUGACGUUGGCUUGGGUAACGUGAUCUAGAUCAACGAUACCCGUGACUUUGCGAGUGCUGCAAGUUGUUCGCCGGAAGAGCACAAAUUAUGAUACUUCUGGACAUCCGGCUGGCGAUGCCUCUCGCAUCGGAAACUGCUGUCGCGCGACUCCAAGCUGACGCGUCUCGAAAGAACACACUGACGAUCUCAGGACAACAGGGUCGAACGUCUCUUCAGUCCUGCAUCUCCUUCCCAACAUAUCAGUAUACUGUACAUUCUCAUGUAUCUCCGUCAUAGCUUUCAUUGAGGUGUGAAUGUUGUUCUGCAGAUAAAGUCAAUCAUCCAAGCUAGUUUAAGACGAGGUCAAUAGGUUGCUGCUGCAAUUUUGAAGCGCCUCAAGAUGGACUUCGAGGCCAAUACUACAGUGU